This is a messenger RNA of Puccinia graminis f. sp. tritici CRL 75-36-700-3, 1614 nucleotides long. RefSeq lists its product as uncharacterized. The transcript is spliced from 3 exons. The coding region runs from base 1 to 1614 and encodes 537 amino acids. NCBI's taxonomy places the organism in Eukaryota, Fungi, Basidiomycota, Pucciniomycetes, Pucciniales, Pucciniaceae. The record is from RefSeq and is a predicted model, not a curated record.
AUGGUCGACGCAAACAACACAAGAGCUACAUCGAAGAAGAUCAAAGAAUCGGCGGCAGCAAAGACCAGAAGUGAAGACACACCGGUCGCGAACUCCUUAAUACCAGGUGCAAGCUCGACCAGUAUAGGAUCUGAUGCGUAUACCCAAGCCAAUAACGGCACCGCUACCAGCAGAGCCUUAAACGGCAGUCUCUUAAACCCUACGGGGGUUACCCAAAAUGACGAGAUGUCAGGGGGAACCGAAGGUGACGAAAGACCGUCAGACGAGGUAGUCAAUUUGUUGAUAGACACGAGCGAAUCACGCAGAGACCGAGCCCCUGCGGCAUUGAUACACCCACUUGUUAAGGCAAAGACCGGUGCAAUCACCGAGAGCCAUAUUGUGGAGGAAGAAGAGGAGGAUAGAUCUCCAGCUAUCGCAGAACCAUCCAUCAUGGCCGAGAGGCAACAGAUGUGGGACAGAGCGAUAUCCGCGCAAGACUCAGGAGACGUUAUCUUAGCAGAAAUGCUGUUCAAGGCGAUAGGCCUCAUCAGUAAGGCUGCGGCCAACCCAACCCGCAACACCAACGUGUUUGCUAUGCCAAGUCGGGCCGAAUCUGGAGAAAUCACCUACCUCAGCACCAAAGUCGCGGCGCCGCCCCCUGCCGUCGAACCCAAAGUACCGGCACAGGACCCUGACAAAUUCUUCUUGAAAGAAGGAGACCUGGUGUACGCUAUUGGAUCUGUGACUAAUCACAAUAGCGUUGGUUUUGCACCUUUCCUCGACGAGAAAAUACGAAAGUUGCGCUCCCCUCUUCCCUUAACAAUAUUCAAUCGCAAGUGGCAACAAAGGGCCAUGGCCCACCACUUGGAUAGACGUCAGAGAUCAGACGAUUUGUCAGCUGACAAAGACAAGUCCGGCGGCUACAAGGGUUUCGCUUUUGUCCAAGAAUGGACGCAAACGUAUGCUCAGUGGACUAGAAACCACAGAGCCUUCGCCAAGACCCUCCAUGAUGUCUACAAGAUUAUCAAGUUUUCUAAGCUGCUAGCGACUCACAAGAACAAUUGCGACGACAUAACUGAAGAAUUCGGAUUCAUGGUCGCGUUCCGCUACGACAUGGAGGUUAGAAGCAACACUUUCUCUCACCGCAUAACGGAUGAAGAUGUCAAAAAAGCAAUCCCAGACAUAUCUCAGCGAAAAGAAUCGGUCGUCGAGCAAUGUUACAACACUUGCAGAAAUUUUGGCGAACUGGAAUGGGAGGAAAACCUCUAUGCUCCAGGUUUUUCCCACAGUAACCACGACCCUUUGACCGGGUAUCUCAGACCUUCUAGAAACGGUGCCAGCUUCCUAUCAUCGCAACAUAGCAAUGCCAUGGUCGCGAAUCCAAACUCUCAUGGUCAGAAUUGGAUGAAUCCUCCCGUCAACAGUUAUAUGAAUGGGGUUAUGUACGGAAACCAGAACUAUGGUCAACCCCUUGGUGGCAGAUUCAAUCAUGCACCUAAUAACCAGAACCAAGGUUUCCAAAACGGCGCCAAAAGACCGAGGGGUGGUUACAAAGGAGGGAACUAUUCAGAUAACUUUGGGGGAAAGGUAGAGGGAGGCCAAGCAAACGGGAGAAAGAAUAACAGCAAUAAGUAG